Colossoma macropomum (tambaqui) is the source of this 1604-nucleotide messenger RNA. Its product is annotated as thiosulfate:glutathione sulfurtransferase-like. The transcript is spliced from 4 exons. The coding region runs from base 54 to 410 and encodes 118 amino acids. Gene Ontology annotation, molecular function: thiosulfate-cyanide sulfurtransferase activity. The record is from RefSeq and is a predicted model, not a curated record. NCBI's taxonomy places the organism in Eukaryota, Metazoa, Chordata, Actinopteri, Characiformes, Serrasalmidae. Gene Ontology annotation, cellular component: mitochondrion.
UCGCUGCCGGUGGUGAGGAGUUAGAGUUGGAGCAGACCACUAACAGCUUCAAGAUGGCCAGUGCAGAUAAGGAGAUCUCCUACAGUGAUCUCAAGUCCCUCACUGAGAAGGGUGAAGGGCUUGUGAUUGUGGAUGUGCGCACCAAAGCUGAAGUGGACAAAGGGCACAUCCCGGGGUCCAUCCAUAUUCCAGUGGAGAAUGUAGGUAGUGACUUGUCUCUGGAUCCAGAUGCGUUCAAAGAGAAAUUUGGCGUGCCCAAACCCCCAUUAGAUGCCCCAAAUCUGGUCUUCCACUGCCUGUCGGGUCGGCGUGGAGCGGCUGCCACAGAAAAGGCUAGAAGCCUCGGCUUCCAAAAUGCCCGUAACCUGGCUGGAGGUUACAUGGAAUGGUCAGAGAAGGAAAGAAAAUGACGCUGCUGCUCCAACACAUCAAGCACACUCCAGAUGUUUCAGUUAGAAUUAUUUUUGUAGCGCUGUAUGUGUUUAGCUGUCUGAGCUGUCUUUAAAUUGAAAUACCUCAGGGUUUAUGCUAAAUGGGUCCAUUACAAAAUGUGUACCUUUAUUACCUCAAUGCCAAGUUUUACAUUUAUACAAUGGGUUUAAAAUACAUUAAAAACAUUAAGAAUAUGUAAGAAAGUAUUUAUACCAUUUUACCAUUUUACUAUCUCAACAGUUUAUAGACUAUACCUUUUGUGAAGAUGUGAAACUUUGCUGUUAUGUAUAUAUCAAAAGAUCCAUCACUUGGGUCAGCUGCUAGCUUCCCAGAUAGCAAGAGGAUAGCUGGCCACUGUUGGCUAGCUGAUGGCAAAGCUGGCGGCCCUCUGGCUUUUUGCUCAGCAUUUUCCGAGCGGCCCACCCGUGGCUAACCCCUUAAAAUCCCAGGCUUAUUACAUACUGAGGCUUAUUAUUCAGUAACUACAGGGACUUCAAUGCAAACUGGCUGAGCUUUUCUUAGGUUAUAGAAGUGUAUAAUCAAACUUACAGGAGUUAAGCAGAUUGUUAGACAGAAUUCCUCUUUUGAUCACUCUUUUUGUACUUACAGUCCAAUUUACUUGUUCUUCCUUCAUUUCCUACUUUCGUCAUGCUUUGAAAAUUAGUUUACUAAAUAAUUUUAUUAGCAGUAUCAAAAAUCUGUAUACAGCUGUGACCAAUUAGCACAGUGUCAGCAACAAGAUUUUCAACAAAAUCAUUUUAUAUUAGGCCUAGUGAAUCAUUUUUCCCAGUAGUCCGUGAUAGUUUAUUUUCUCAAAUAAAAGACUAUUUGCAUUUAAAAGCUGUUUUUAGAUUAAAAACUAUUAUGCAUGACAAUAAUCUGGGUGGGCCAAAAACGGACUAGCAGUAGCCAUUAGUCAGUGUUGACCUUUUGAAGCUAGCAGAAUGAUAUAUAUUUGCUAUCUGGGAUGAGAUGAAUCUUGAAGCUCCCUAAAGGAUGGACAUUUACACUGACCUCUGUUGUUCUUUCAGGUAAGGUGCUGUUAUGUCGUGUUAAUAAUGUCGCUAAAUUUAAUGUUCUAAUUUUUCUGUUUAAAAUGAAUUUGACCGCAAAGGUUUUUGAUGUUUGGGCGCCAGUUCAGUUGCACAUACAGGUGUGAAUAUUAGUCAUGA